ACAAUUAUAAAACAUUAAAAUAAAUACAUUAAUUAAUUUAGCAUGGCAAUAAAUAGACAGCAUGCGGGGUCCUUCACCUCCACCUGUUGUCAGGAAGUGCGUGUAGUUUGAAUCGGAAUAUUAUAUUUUGAAUAAAUCUCGCUGAUGGAUGAUGAAGAGGAGACUUAUCGAUUAUGGAAAAUCCGGAAGACCGUAAUGCAGCUGUGCCAUGACCGCGGGUAUCUGGUGACGCAGGACGAGCUGGACCAAACCCUGGAUGAGUUCAAGAUUCAGUUUGGAGAUCGACCCAGCGAGGGACGACCCAGACGCACUGACCUCACCGUUCUGGUGGCCCACAAUGACGAUCCCACAGAUCAGAUGUUCGUCUUCUUCCCAGAGGAGCUUAAAGUGGGCAUCAAGACCAUUAAGAUGUACUGCCAGCGCAUGCAGGAGGAGAACAUCACUCGAGCUGUUAUUGUGGUGCAGACGGGCAUGACACCAUCUGCCAAACAGUCUCUGGUGGACAUGGCACCAAAAUACAUCCUGGAGCAGUUUCUCCAGCAGGAGCUGCUCAUAAACAUCACCGAACACGAGUUGGUGCCUGAACACAUUGUUAUGACAAAAGAGGAAGUGACCGAGCUGUUGGCCAGAUAUAAACUGAAGGAGACCCAGUUACCCAGAAUUCAGUGUAGUGAUCCAGUGGCGCGAUACUUUGGUCUGAAACGAGGACAGGUGGUGAAGAUCAUCCGGCCCAGUGAAACGGCUGGACGCUACAUCACAUACAGACUCGUGCAGUGAAGACCAGCAGUGUUGUACUAUUAUUUUUACAAUCAUGUUUUAUGAUUUGAGUUUUUUUAUUAUUGAAUAUAUUUUAAUUUAGAUACUAUAUCCUUUCAGUUGUAAUCUUAUGUUUGUUGACAAAUGGGAAAAAUAUACAUGUUUUGUUUUGUGAAUGGGAUCAGCGUUACAGCACAUUGUUGGUAUUAAAUAUAAUAUUCACUCA
Messenger RNA from Danio rerio (zebrafish), 982 nucleotides. The record is from RefSeq and is a predicted model, not a curated record. Lineage: Eukaryota; Metazoa; Chordata; Actinopteri; Cypriniformes; Danionidae.